UGGAAGCGGCGGGGCGUGCGCGGCGGGCGGGCGCAGCGCGGCGAAGCAGGACCGGGAGCUGUCUGCGGUCAGGAGCAGCAAUGUCCGUGAAGGUGGCGGCCCCGGGAAGCAUGGGGCUGGGCCCGGAACACCUGAGCCCUGAGGAGCUGGUGCGACAGACGCGACAAGUGGUACAGGGGCUGGAGGCCCUGCGGGCAGAGCACCGGGGCCUGGCCGGGCACCUGGCGGAGGCCCUGGCGGGACAGGGCCCGGUGGCUGGCCUGCAACUGCUGGAAGAAAAGCAGGAGGUGGUGAGCCACUCACUGGAGGCCAUCGAGCUGGGGCUGGGUGAGGCCCAGGUGCUGCUGGCCCUGUCGGCACACGUGGGCGCGCUCGAGGCUGAGAAGCAGCGGCUGCGAGCGCAGGCCCGGCGGCUGGCCCAGGAGAACGCGUGGCUGUGGGAAGAGCUGGGGGAGACGCAGCAGCGCCUGCGGGCCAGCGAGGAGGCAGUGGCCCAGCUGGAGGAGGAGAAGAGCCACCUGGAGUUCCUGGGGCAGCUGCGGCAGUAUGACUCGCCUGCGGAGAGCCAGCAGCCCGAGUCCCCCCAUCGGCAGGACAGCCUGGCCUCCCUGUUCCCCAGUGAGGAGGAGGAGAGGAAAGGUCCCGAGGCAGCGGGGGCCAUCUCUGCUCAGCAGGGUGGCUACGAGAUCCCGGCCCGCCUUCGGACCCUGCACAACCUCGUGCUCCAGUACGCGGGGCAGGGCCGCUACGAGGUGGCGGCACCCCUGUGCCGCCAGGCCUUGGAGGAUCUGGAGCGGAGCUCGGGCCACUGCCACCCUGACGUGGCCACCAUGCUCAACAUCCUGGCGCUGGUGUACCGGGACCAGAACAAGUACAAAGAGGCCACAGACCUUCUCCAUGACGCCCUGCAGAUCCGGGAGCAGACGCUGGGCCGGGAGCACCCCGCGGUGGCCGCCACCCUCAACAACCUGGCUGUCCUCUACGGGAAGCGUGGGCGUUACCAGGAGGCGGAGCCCCUGUGCCAGCGGGCCCUGGAGAUCCGUGAGAAGGUCCUGGGUGCUAGCCACCCGGACGUGGCCAAGCAGCUCAACAACCUGGCCCUGCUGUGCCAGAACCAGGGCAAGUUCGAGGAGGUGGAGCGGCACUACGCCCGGGCCCUGAGCAUUUACACGGCCCUCGGUGGGCCUCACGACCCCAACGUGGCCAAGACCAAGAACAACCUGGCCUCAGCCUACCUGAAACAGAACAAGUACCAGCAGGCGGAGGAACUGUACAAAGAAAUCCUCAGCAGGGAGGCCCUGCCCGCCCCUCUCGGAGCCCCCAACACAGGCACAGCUGGUGACGCAGAACAGCAGACCCUUCGUCGGAGCAGCUCAUUCUCCAAGCUCCGAGAGUCCAUCCGGCGGGGAAGCGAGAAGCUGGUCUCCCGGCUCCGAGGCGAGGGGGCGGUGGGGGCAGCUGAGAUGAAGAGAGCCGUGUCACUCAACAUGCUGAACGUGGAUGGUACCAGGGCUGCUGGGAACCAGUUCCCCAGCCGGCACCUGAGCGAGGCCUCUCGGACCCUCAGCGCCAGCACCCAGGACCUGGGCCCCCGCUGA
Balaenoptera acutorostrata (minke whale) is the source of this 1598-nucleotide messenger RNA. RefSeq names its product kinesin light chain 3 (gene KLC3). Gene Ontology annotation, biological process: axo-dendritic transport. Gene Ontology annotation, cellular component: membrane-bounded organelle; kinesin complex; cytoplasm. Lineage: Eukaryota; Metazoa; Chordata; Mammalia; Artiodactyla; Balaenopteridae. The record is from RefSeq and is a predicted model, not a curated record. Gene Ontology annotation, molecular function: kinesin binding. The transcript has 13 exons. Bases 81 to 1598 code for a protein of 505 amino acids.